UCAUUUCUGCUGCAUGCUCGGCCGUGCCAGCGUGUGCGCCCUUGACCUUCAGCCGCAAUGACCGCUUAAUACCUGCCAUCGCGCAGCCCUUCCUGUGUCAUUCCUCUGUCACCAUCUCCCAUGACUGCUCACGGCUAAAGUCCAACGAUCUCCUAAUAUGAUGAACGGCACGACCUAUCAGAUGACUAUACAUGCCCCUCUCACUGCCCCAACAAGCCAUCUACCAGUCUCAGAGACGCCUCAGGAAGGCGAACAGACAGACGUUGAGGCUCCUACAACUAUACCCGUCUGCGAGCGUACCUCCCUCAAUAGACCUCCCUCCUCUGCCAUCGACGAGAAAUCCGAUAUGUUGAAGCGCGCUACAAACAUGAGCUUGGGACGCCGCACGAGCCGCCUCGAACAAUGGUUGCACGAGCAACGCCGUCUGUCAGCUGGUUCUGAAGCAGCCUUGCAGGGUGCUGACGACGUGCAGGCUGUACGCGAGACGGACCACCCGUGUGUUGCAUAUCCGCACCUUGGUGUUGCCUCGUUCCGCACACAUGCCCCGGACGACCGGGCCAUGGUGGAAAGCUACAUCUUCGUUGACGACACGGACGUGCCGCGCGCGCCCCCAGCCCCAGACGCGUCCGUCUUCCAGACGUUGGCAGGAUUCUCUGAUGCCACCCCUCGCCCGUCCCCACCCUCCACCCCUCGCAAAACCUCCCCCGUUCGUCCGUCGGACGGAUUCUUUACCCUGCGCAGCCACCGGCGUGGUUACGGUUCGCGUCGUGCCUCCACCCUCUCCGGCCUCGAGCAUAGUUCACUCUCUAUCGUAGCACACCGCCUGAGGACAGAGCUUGGCGCCACACAUGUCAGCAGCGGCGCACACUCGUCUUCCCCGAAUGCCUUGUCACUGCAUGACAGACCGCCUUCCGAGGAUGUGCAGUCGCAGUCUUCGCGUCCGAUGUCGCUAUCACCGUGGAAACUCAGGCGUCCAGGCGUCAUAGAUCACUUCACAGAAGCCUAUGAUGAGCGCAGCCAUCUCCCUCCAUCUCGUCCAAGUUUGUCCUCUUGCAUCACUCAAUCUUCCACGGCCUCGUGUGCGACGAUAUCGAGCGAUGCGGCCAGCGUCUCCCGCAAGCUCUAUCUCGGUUCCGUCCACCACCACUCGCCCGCCCUUUUCUCCAGCUCAUCGCACUCGCUGUGGUCGCUGCCCACAGACGCCUCGCACAUGUACGACCCACCAGAGUCCACGAAGGUCAUUGCCCAGGAUCGUGAGAAGGCAAACGCGAUCCGGAUACCACUACCCCUCAAGAUGCACGGGGCAGGCCUUGGCAGUGUCUCGAGUGCGCUCGGCAGUCCCGGAAGGGCGAGAAGAAAGCGCAAACUGAUAAUUAGCGGUAUACCUGCUGACGACGAGCGCCGAUAUAGCGCUGCGAAGAAGUGGUGCGAGUCAUUCGGAGAUCUGAACUAUUUUGAGCGUACGCCGAGCGGAGAUAUCCACGUAGACUUCCGGAAGACGGAGGUAGCGGAGACGGUAUGCCGAUUACAAGCCCGAGUGUACAUCAAGGGUGUCGGCAGCGUCUGUCUGUCGUACUUCACGGGGAAAAGGCCGUGAACCUCGCAACGGUACACCAGCAUAACCACGGUUCCUCUCAUAUACCGCCGAUCCGUCGUCGCUUUUUAGAUGUCUCGAACAAUGUAACGAUCCGGCUGUGUCAUCCAUCUAUGCCUCACGAGACUAUUACGACAUGCCUCAGCCGCAAUUGUAGUCUACCAUAUAUGCAACCCCUCACCUACAUACCCUUUGCCGCCGAUUGCAGAUGUUGUGUUUAUCUGGACCUAUUGGGAACUAUUUCUAAUGCUGGCUCGCGGUUUUCGUUUGUAAUGCAGCCUAUCGCAUUCAUGUGACAUGACAUCUGUUUAAUCCUCCACUGUAUCUACUGACCAAAUGUUGUCGGACGCUGUGCCAUAGUUUCUGUACAUGUGUAUGACUUGUCUGAAAGAAACUCGUAAAAUCGGCUCAUUGGCGUCUCAGUCUCUGCCCAUCC
Molecule: messenger RNA, 2030 nt
Organism: Laetiporus sulphureus 93-53
Lineage: Eukaryota; Fungi; Basidiomycota; Agaricomycetes; Polyporales; Laetiporaceae
Exons: 5
Coding region: 158-1597 (479 amino acids)
Source: RefSeq, a predicted model, not a curated record